AUGAAAGAAAGCUCUCGGAGGCUCCGUACGCACGCGCCAGCCAACUGGACUCGAGCUGUUGAUAGUUCGUCAGUUAUUCGCCACGUGCAGUUCGGUCGAAGAGAGAAGAGGGAAGGGGAGAAAAGCGCCGCACUGCUGAAGAGUUGGAGUGUAACGCCAAUCCCAAGACAUCUUAUCCAAGGCGCCCACUGCUCAGCUCGUCCAGAAGACGCCUCUCUUGACCACAAGGCUCAACACGAACUCGUCUCUGCACGUGACAAGCCCAGACCAGCGCCAGAUCUCUUGCCACAAUCGUCUCUGUUCGCGCGCACCACAGGCGCCCUGACGGCCAAUUUCUGGGCGGAUCUCUACGACGCUGAUUAUGUCUUCUUCGUCGUCGGCAAUCGUAUAGGCAUCGCCUCCGCCCACGCGGUCGACGCCUCUGAGUUGGCCCAGGACGACAGGUCGCGCGCCGAAGCGACCCUUGCCCUCGCAGUUGUGCUCAUCGUCGUCAUCAGCUUGAUCACUCCCAUGGCCAAUAUCCUCUCCAACUUCUUGUUCAAGAGGAGGGAUAGCCAAUUUAACAGCAUGCUGUGCCGGUUCAUUAUCACCUGCAUCGAGUGGCUCCUCUGCUACGCAACCUCUAACCAGCUCAGCUGGGCCGUCUCCUGGCUCUUCGACAUCGUCGCGCUCAUCUUCUACAUUCGCCUGGGACGGACGGAGAGCAGGCGCGCGACACUCGAGCAGGAAGACGAUGUGGAGAAGCGCAACAACUCGUUCAACGCCCACGACACCAGCAACAACAACAACAACUACUACGCAGCCUACAACGACAAGCUGCAAUCCUUCAGCGCAACCGCGCCAGUGAAGCACUACGCCGCGCCGGCGCUCGUAGCUCAGCAGUACGCGCAGCCGCACACGCAGCAGCACACCCCAGUCGUGCCCUCAGCGGCAGCAUGCCGCGCAGACGCCCACCAUUCCCAUGUCGGAGCGGGGCUCUGCGCAGCCGUCCUAAGGCUAAAAGAUGAGCCACUACCACAGUCCCGACGGCUCCGCCAGCUGCAAGCACAAUGUGUACCAGGAGCCGGGCCAAUCGUCCUACUAGUAGAGCAACACGCACCCAUAGGUUGUAGCCGCCUGUUAGAUGGUUGA
Messenger RNA from Tilletiaria anomala UBC 951, 1131 nucleotides. RefSeq lists its product as uncharacterized. Bases 1 to 1131 code for a protein of 376 amino acids. The record is from RefSeq and is a predicted model, not a curated record. The transcript has 3 exons. Lineage: Eukaryota; Fungi; Basidiomycota; Exobasidiomycetes; Georgefischeriales; Tilletiariaceae.